Messenger RNA from Propithecus coquereli (Coquerel's sifaka), 1110 nucleotides. RefSeq names its product thiopurine S-methyltransferase (gene TPMT). The record is from RefSeq and is a predicted model, not a curated record. The transcript is spliced from 9 exons. The coding region runs from base 105 to 842 and encodes 245 amino acids. Lineage: Eukaryota; Metazoa; Chordata; Mammalia; Primates; Indriidae. Gene Ontology annotation, molecular function: thiopurine S-methyltransferase activity.
GCGGGGCGCGGGUGAGGACCCCGCGCUGGAGGUAGUGAUCGGCAGCCCGCUGUGAGGCAGGCCUUGGAGACAUAUCCUUGUGAGACAAAGAUAUCUACAAAACUAUGGAUAAUACAAAAACUUUGCCUGAUAUUAAAGAGUACCCUGAUACUGAGGUACAGAAAAACCGAGUACUAACUCUGGAAGAAUGGCAAGACAAGUGGGUGAACCGCAAAAUUGCAUUUCAUCAAGAACAAGGACAUCAGCUAUUGAAGAAGUAUUUGGAUACUUUUCUUAAAGGCGAGAGUGGACUGAGGGUAUUUUUUCCUCUUUGCGGAAAAGCAGUGGAGAUGAAAUGGUUUGCAGACCUGGGACACACUGUAGUUGGUGUGGAAAUCAGUGAACUUGGGAUACGAGAAUUUUUUACAGAGCAGAAUCUUUCUUACUCAGAAGAACCAAUCACAGAAAUUCCUGGAGCCAAAAUAUUUAAGAGUUCUUCAGGGAACAUCUCAUUGUACUGUUGCAACAUUUUUGAUCUUCCCAGAACAAAUAUUGGCAAAUUUGACAGGAUUUGGGAUAGAGGAGCAUUAGUUGCCAUUAAUCCUGGUGAUCGUGAACACUACGCAGAUAUAAUGCUGUCCCUCCUGAGAAAAGGGUUUCAGUACCUCCUGGCCAUUUUCUCUUACGAUCCAACUAAACAUCCAGGCCCACCGUUUUAUGUUCCAGCUGCUGAAAUUAAAAGAUUGUUUGGUACAAUAUGCAAUAUUCAUUGUCUUGAGAAGGUUGAUGUUUUUGAAGAACGACAUAUAAGUUGGGGAAUUAACUAUAUUUUUGAAGAGUUGUAUCUACUUACAGAAAAAUAAAUGAGAUAUAUAUAAAAUCGAGUAACAUCAACAUGUUUUUGAGCAAUUGAAAAUUAUGCUAAGGCCUGAAAAUCUAAUGGAUGAAAUUUUUUUUUAAUGGUUCAUAAUCAUGUCAUAGACCUUUGCUCAAAAAGGCAUAUAACUUUUUAGCAGAAAAUAAUACUAAAAUGUUGAAAGGGCUCCUUUGGAGAGGAGAGUAUAAUGAGGGUGAAAGAUUAUACCUGUGUCUUUUAUACAUUGCAAGAAUUUUUUACAAUUAGUGUAUAUU